UGCGGGCUGACUCCCGAAUCUGUGCCGUGACGUUCUCCCCACCAGCACCUGCAUGAAGAUGCAUCAUUGACACUGACUGCGUCAACAGAAAAAAUCCCCACAAUGCAUCCAAUGCCCCGAUACCGAAGACCUUUACAGCCACAACGACCGCCCUGUUCUACGUGUUUUUGAUACUGACUGAGCCUCUUCUCUAACUUGCGCAAGUCACCUGCUGCCUCACACGCCAUGUCGACUCCAAAGGUUGUCCGAUGGGGCAUGAUGGCUACCGGCGGGAUUGUACGAACGUUUACCAAAGAUGUCCUGCUCGAUCCCUCCACCCGAAAUGUAACAGACAUCAGACAUGCCGUCACGGCUGUGGCCUCCUCUUCUUCCAUCUCCUCGGCGGAGAAGUUCAUCUCAGAAGUGGUAUCGCCCACCCAAUCCACGAAAUGCACACCCUACGGCUCGUACGAAGACCUUGUCAAAGAUCCAAAUGUGGACAUGGUCUACAUCGGUACUCCCCACUCGCAUCACUACCAGAACGCGAUGCUUGCACUCAGUCACAACAAGCCUGUGCUCUGUGAGAAAGCGUUGACCGUGAACGCGGCGCAAGCAAAAAUCCUAUACAAGACUGCAAAAGAGAAGAACUUGUUUUUCAUGGAGGCUGUGUGGACGAGAUACUUUCCUCUCAGCAAGGCGAUCAGGAAACAUAUUAUGGACAACGACCUUGGGGAGGUGGUCAGGGUCACUGCAGAUUUGAGCAUCAAUGCUAUUCCUGAGGACAGCUUUGAUGUCGGGCACCGCAUGGUCAAUCUGGACCUCGCUGGUGGCUGUCUCCUGGACUUGGGGAUAUACUCGCUCACAUGGGUAUUCCAGACCCUGUAUCACACUCUACCUGCUUCAUCGCGAGAGGAAAAUCGACCAAAGGUGGUGGGCACAGCCAUGACGUUUGAGCCGCGCACGCAUGCCGAUGAGUCGACGUUGAUACUGCUCGAGUUUCCGAAAUCGACGCCGAGCGGGAAGACAACGGCCCACGCAGUCGCGACGGCGGCAAUGCGCGUGAGUGACGAUCCAGCCAGAGAGCACGGAAAACCCGAGGCGCAAGUCCCUUCGGUUAGGAUCCAGGGCGAAAAGGGCGAGAUUCAGGUCUGGGGCCCAAUAUAUCGACCGACGAGGUACAGGCUUGUGCCAACAGAUAAGGACCGCGAGAUUGUUGAUCGGACGUUCGAGUUUGAGGGUGGUGCUCAUGGGAUGAUGUACGAAGCCGACGCUGCUGCUUACGCAUGGCUUGCUGGGGAGCUCGAGUCCGAGUCCAUGACCUGGGCGGAGAGCACAUUGAUCAUGGAGAUUAUGGACGAGGCGCGACAUCAGGCCGGUCUGACUUACCCUGACGACAUUGAGACGACUGAGUAUCCUGUGAAGUUGAAGGCGAGGGCUUCAUGAUGUAGAACCGUGUCGACGCAGGAUUUGAGCGCAUGUCUCUGUAGCGCAGGUGAAGUCUAUUGGACUUGCAAUAAUCCUCUGCCGAAAGCGAGAAGUUUUGUGAGCUUCGCCUACAGUACCGAAGCUAAACGUGCAUGUAUCUCA
Exophiala viscosa is the source of this 1566-nucleotide messenger RNA. Its product is annotated as putative oxidoreductase. The transcript is spliced from 3 exons. Lineage: Eukaryota; Fungi; Ascomycota; Eurotiomycetes; Chaetothyriales; Herpotrichiellaceae. Gene Ontology annotation, molecular function: nucleotide binding. The record is from RefSeq and is a predicted model, not a curated record. Bases 226 to 1422 code for a protein of 398 amino acids.